UCCCUUUAGUCGGUAACCCAUUCUCUAUAUCAUCUAUCAUUUCCUUGUUUCUACUGUUUCCUCGCUUUCCGGCUUCACAUCCUUCUCAAGUGAACAGAGAUGGCAGGAAAAGGUGGAAAGGGGCUUUUGGCGGCAAAAACAACCGCCGCUAACAAGGACAAGGACAAGGACAAGGACAAGGACAAAGAUAAGGACAAGAAGCGCCCGGUUUCUCGUUCAUCUCGUGCCGAAAUUCAGUUUCCAGUGGGCCGAAUCCACCGUCACCUAAAGACUAGGACUUCCGCGAAUGGGAGAGUUGGUGCCACAGCUGCUGUUUACUUGGCCUCCAUCCUUGAGUACCUAACUGCAGAGGUUCUUGAAUUGGCUGGGAAUGCAAGCAAGGAUCUGAAAGUGAAGAGAAUCACCCCAAGGCAUCUGCAGCUUGCUAUUAGGGGUGAUGAAGAGCUUGACACCCUUAUCAAGGGUACUAUUGCUGGAGGUGGUGUCAUCCCUCACAUUCACAAGUCCCUUAUCAAUAAAACCACCAAGGAUUAGAAUGUUUGAGUUUAACUUAGAUUAUUUGACUUUUGAGUACUUUUAAUCUAUUAUGUUUUAUUGUAGGGUUCAUUUAAUAUGUCAUAUCUGCUCUAUAACUCAGUAUAUAUGUUGUAACUCUGUAGGAGCUUUGGGAUCUUUGUUUGUUGGAUCGUUUUUAACCUUGUUUCCCUAUAUAUUGUAUCAUAUUCUAGCUGUGAA
Molecule: messenger RNA, 735 nt
Organism: Gossypium arboreum
Lineage: Eukaryota; Viridiplantae; Streptophyta; Magnoliopsida; Malvales; Malvaceae
Product: histone H2A variant 1
Exons: 3
Coding region: 100-534 (144 amino acids)
Cellular component (GO): nucleosome
Molecular function (GO): structural constituent of chromatin; protein heterodimerization activity; DNA binding
Source: RefSeq, a predicted model, not a curated record